Messenger RNA from Myxocyprinus asiaticus (Chinese sucker), 644 nucleotides. RefSeq names its product proton channel OTOP3-like. Bases 150 to 644 code for a protein of 164 amino acids. The record is from RefSeq and is a predicted model, not a curated record. NCBI's taxonomy places the organism in Eukaryota, Metazoa, Chordata, Actinopteri, Cypriniformes, Catostomidae. The transcript has 5 exons.
UGGAGCAUGAUCAGAACCCAGCAGUGUCAUCUGUGGAUGCUACAGAUUGUUCGGGUCCUGUUAUGCUCUGGGGUCCCAGUGGAAAUGGAAUGAUCUCUGGACUGCUGGACUGCAUUUAGUGCUCUUUGGUGCUGCUCUGGUCACAGGAGAUGCCUUCCAUCCUUUGGAGCUCUUGGAGACUGAGUCUGUUGUGGUACCUACUUUGGGCGCAGAGGCAAACGGAAAUCACCUCUUAUACUGACCAUCAUGCAGAGGGCGUCACGGUUAAAGUGAUCCUGUUGUUGUUUAUGGGGUGCAGUCUGUUGUUGUGUAUGUUCAAGAUGGGUUACUUCAUACUCAUGAGGCGGUAUCGUCCAGCCUGUAAAGUCAUAUUCCCUUUCGUUGAAGCUCCAUUCAUCGCCCUGCAGAUGUAUUUACUCUGGGCUCAUUCCAAAGACUCAGUCAUAAUUACAAGAUCCUCACCAGUUCCAGAAUGGAGUCGGGAAGCAGCACUACGGGUUUUCGGCCUGGUUUGUGCUGGUGAAUGCGUGUCAGCCGCUUACUGUGUUUUACCGUAUGCAUUCUGUAGGAGGCCUGAUGGAGAUCUUCAUAUCUGCAUGACCGCAGAUGUUUUGGGAGGAAUGGAGUCAGAUCUGUUGAGUUGA